AUGAUAUGUCCAAUUGCUGGAUUGCAUACAGUAAAAAGAAAUUGGAAAAUCUGUGGAAAAGUUGUUGCUAAAAGUGAAUUAAAAACAUGGGAAAAUGACAAGACUAAUGGAAAAUUUUUCAACUUCGUGAUUGCAGACUCUACAAGCUGUAUAAAAGCAAUCGCAUUCAAUUCUCAAUGUGAAAAAAUUUUCCCAAUCAUAAAAAUAAAUGCGAUAUACUACAUUUCUAAUGGAACUGUGAAAGAGACCAAAAAACAAUUUAUGGAGCUUAAAAAUCCAUACGAAAUUCAUCUUUAUAACAAUGCGCAAAUUGAAAUAGCAAAAGAUGCUAUUGUGGUGGAACCUGAAUACAAUUUUAUGAAGAUCGCUGAUCUGACAGAUACUCCGGCUAACGAAUUAAUUAACAUCAAGUGCGUCGUUAAACAUAUUGAAACUCUAGAGGAAUUCGGUGUCGAUAAAAUAAGUUACAAACGCAAUAUUGCAUUAAUUGACGAUAGUGAAUCCGAAAUAAAAUUGACUCUUUGGAAUGAAAAGGCAAAAACAUUUGCUUGUGAAGAAGGUUCUGUAAUAAUGGCAAAACGCUUGAAAGUAGUCGAUUACAAUGGAAAAAAUUUACUUGCACUGGAUGUUUCAAAUAUAAAAAUCAAUCCUGACAUUCCUGAAUCACCAAUUUUGAAAGCAUGGUUCUUUGAUCAUGGGAGAAAAAUUUCUAAAAAUUGUUUAACAUUGGAACCAAAAAAUGUCAAUCUACAAACGCUGAAACAAAUUUCCAUUUCUACAAAUGCUCAUUGCCAAGCAACUGUUGUUGAGAUUAAAGCAUGUAAUUUCUAUUCCUCAUGCCCAGAUGGUUGCAAUAAGAAAUUGAUUGAGGACGAAGAUGGUUUCUACAAGUUUGAUACCUGUGAUAAAGUGAUGAUGGAAGGUAACCAAAAGCUAGUUUUGAAAGUGAAAAUAGUCGAUUUCAUCGCUACUAUCGAUGUAGCAAUUUACAGUGAGAUAAUUGAAACACUGACAAAUUGCAAAUGUGAACAAUUGUCAGUCUUAGAAAUCGAAAAUCGAUCUGAUUUCGAAGCUAAAUUGCAUGAAUGCAUAUUAUUGAAUGUAUAUACGUUUGAUAUAAGAAUUAAGAUGGUUACCCGUGAUGGAAUUACGAGUCCUGAUUACAUAGUGAAUAGAAUGAACCGAAAAACUGAAUCUCCAUAUCAAACAAUAAAUGCAAUAAAAAAUCUCGCAAAAGAUUUAGCUGAAUUGAAAAAAUGUAUUUAA
Tetranychus urticae (two-spotted spider mite) is the source of this 1266-nucleotide messenger RNA. RefSeq names its product replication protein A 70 kDa DNA-binding subunit-like. NCBI's taxonomy places the organism in Eukaryota, Metazoa, Arthropoda, Arachnida, Trombidiformes, Tetranychidae. Gene Ontology annotation, molecular function: nucleic acid binding. The record is from RefSeq and is a predicted model, not a curated record.